UCUGCGUUCCCACCAAACGGGGCAACGGGCUUCAUUGGCUUCCCAAGUUUCAUCAUCUUCUUUCGUUGUCUGCAGUUUUGUCUGUGACUGAACAUGGAGACCACGAAGGAAGAAUUUCUCAAGGAAUUUGGCCAGGAUUACGGGUAUCCCAAUGGUCCCAAGAGCAUUGAUGAACUUCGAGCCACUGAAUUCAAGAGAUUACAAGAUCUCGUAUACUUGGAUCAUGCUGGAACAACUUUAUACUCCGAUGAGCAGAUGGAAUUGGUUUUCAAAGACCUUACAGGCAACGUAUAUGGAAACCCUCAUAGCCAAAGUGACUCCAGUUCUGCUACAUUGGAGAUUGUGAAAGAAGGUCGUCAGCAGGUCCUUGACUACUGCAAAGCAUCUCCAAAAGACUAUAAAUGUAUAUUUACCUCUGGGGCCACAGCAGCGUUGAAGCUGGUUGGUGAGGCUUUUCCGUGGAGUUGUAAGGGCCAUUUCAUGUAUACAAUGGAGAAUCACAAUAGUGUUCUUGGAAUAAGAGAAUAUGCUCUGAAUCAAGGAGCUGUAGCCACUGCAGUUGAUAUUGAAGAGGACAUGCAUCCAUGUAUAUCUGGAGAGACAAUUUCCAUAAGGAUAUCACCACGCCAAGUACAAAGGAGAAAAGCAGCGGGAUUGCAAGAUCAAAAGCCUAAUGGUGAUGUGUAUAAUUUGUUUGCCUUCCCCUCAGAGUGCAAUUUCUCAGGGUUGAGAUAUAGCCUUGACUUGGUUAAGAUUAUCAAGGAAGAUUCAAGAAGGAUUCUGGGAGGUUCUUCAGCUUGCAAAAAUGGUGGCCAGGGGAUUGUCUUGAUUGAUGCUGCAAAAGGAUGUUCUACUAGACCUCCUGAUUUAUCCAAGUAUCCUGCAGAUUUUGUUGUUAUCUCCUUUUACAAGAUGUUUGGCUGUCCCACUGGGCUUGGAGCUCUCAUUGUUCAGAAUGAUGCGGCCAAGUUACUGAAGAAAUCUUACUUCAGUGGAGGUACAGUUGCUGCAUCAAUUGCCGACAUUGAUUUUGUUAAGAGAAGGGAAGCUAUUGAGGAUCUGUUUGAGGAUGGCACUGUUUCGUUCUUGGGCAUAGCAUCUAUUCACCAUGGCUUCAAGAUCCUGAGUUCUCUAACAGUAUCAGCAAUAUCACGGCAUACAAUGUCUCUGGCCUUGUAUACAAGGAAAAAGCUUUUGGCCCUCAGGCAUGGGAAUGGAUCCAGAGUGUGCAUGGUCUAUGGAUCCCAUAAAUCGAGGGAAUUGUGUGAUGAAGUGGGUCCAAUUGUCUCAUUCAACUUGAAGAGACCUGAUGGUUCUUGGUAUGGAUAUCGAGAAGUGGAAAAGCUGGCAUCUCUAUCAGGAAUUCAGCUACGGACAGGAUGCUUCUGCAACCCAGGUGCUUGUGCAAAAUAUCUUGGGUUGUCUCACUUGGAUCUACUUUCUAAUACUGAGGCAGGCCAUGUUUGCUGGGACGAUCAUGAUAUAAUUAAUGGAAAGCCUACUGGAGCUGUAAGAGUAUCCUUUGGUUACAUGUCAACAUAUGAAGAUGCCAAGAAAUUUAUUGAUUUUGUAGCAGGUUCGUUUAUUUCACCUGAAAGUCACUUUGGCCAUACAAAACAAUUGAAAGGCUUUGACCAGUGUUCCUUGUCUUCUGGUUUUUCUCUUCAAUCUAUUACUAUAUAUCCAAUAAAAUCCUGUGGUGGUUUCAGCUCGGGAAGUUGCAACAAUGGCCUGAAAUAUGAUCGGGAGUGGAUUCUUAAAAGCCUUAGUGGUGAAAUUCUUACACAGAAGAAGGUUCCUCAAAUGUGCUUUAUAAGCACCUAUGUUGACCUCAGUCGAGGAAUCUUGUUUGUGGAGUCCCCACACUGCAAAGAAAGGCUACAGAUCAAGCUUGAUUCUGAUGUGGACAUCGGUGGCAGAGAAGAUGUUGGUUUGUAUGGUCAGAGGUACAUAGUCCAUAGUUACGAUGAAGACGUCAAUGCUUGGUUUAGCAAAGCCAUUGGUAGAUCAUGUGUUCUGUUACGCAAUUCCAGUUCUGACCACGAUUUAAUAUUGAACGAGUCCAAAGACGCAGUUACAUGUAGAGAUGCAAAGAGCAAGCUCAACUUCGCCAAUGAACCACAGUUCUUGCUUGUGUCGGAGGAAAGUGUACUUGACCUCAACAACAGAUUGAGUCCCUAUGUACAGAAGAGCCCAUGUGGAGAAGACAUGCAAGUCACUCGAAGUGGAUUUCGACCAAACCUUGUGGUAUCUGGGGGCAGGCCAUAUGAUGAAGAUGGAUGGAGAAGCCUUAGAAUUGGGAACCAUUAUUUCAGAUCAUUAGGGGGAUGCAACCGUUGCCAGAUGAUCAAUUUUUCACAGAUAGAUGGACAAGUUCACAAGUCAAACGAUCCCUUAGCAACCUUAGCAUCAUACAGGAGAGCAAAGGGGAAGAUCUUGUUUGGAAUUUUGCUUAGAUAUGAACCUAUUGAUGAAGGGGAACAACAAUGUGAUCCAUGGCUUCAUGUGGGACAGCAUGUUUAUCCAGAUCCUGUUUAGUUGGUCAGCAGUUUUGA
This is a messenger RNA of Neltuma alba, 2555 nucleotides long. Its product is annotated as molybdenum cofactor sulfurase. Gene Ontology annotation, biological process: Mo-molybdopterin cofactor biosynthetic process. The record is from RefSeq and is a predicted model, not a curated record. The transcript is spliced from 22 exons. NCBI's taxonomy places the organism in Eukaryota, Viridiplantae, Streptophyta, Magnoliopsida, Fabales, Fabaceae. Gene Ontology annotation, molecular function: molybdenum cofactor sulfurtransferase activity; molybdenum ion binding; pyridoxal phosphate binding. Bases 94 to 2538 code for a protein of 814 amino acids.